Salmo salar (Atlantic salmon) is the source of this 931-nucleotide messenger RNA. It is a transcript of the gene cart1, whose product is annotated as cocaine- and amphetamine-regulated transcript 1. Gene Ontology annotation, molecular function: neuropeptide hormone activity. The record is from RefSeq and is a predicted model, not a curated record. Lineage: Eukaryota; Metazoa; Chordata; Actinopteri; Salmoniformes; Salmonidae. Gene Ontology annotation, biological process: negative regulation of appetite; cellular response to starvation; adult feeding behavior.
AGCAGUAAAGCUGUGAGAUUUCUAUGGAUUUGGUCUAGGAUUCAUAAUAGCUGCUAAUAUAGCCAACAACUCAAAAUGUGCUGUUGUGAUUUUCACAGCUUAUGUGUUCUUAAUAAAGAACAUUGAAGCCUCCUUAAUCCUUAUUUUUGGGCUUCAACUCAAACUAUUUCUUCAUUCCCUGGAGGGAAUACUUUUUUGGAAAUGCUAUUUUGCCAGAGUUUAGUUCGUUAUGUUCCCCUUUAAAAAUAGCAAAAGUAUAAGAACGUGUACAGGCUAUUUGAACACAUUUGCCCGGAAAUGUUACAUGUCAAAUAAUUCGAUAAUUUCAGUGUUAUGAAUAUUGCAGCAGAUGAUGUCAAAGCAACGUAUAAAACCUUGGUCCAGGUUGUCUGCCAGCCAGAAUACUAGCCUCGACCUACUGAUUCGCCUGCUUUGCUAUCAACUUCCAAUCAGGUUCCGCGCGUUUCAGCACCAUGGUCGGCAGCCUGCUCCUCCUCCUCAGCGCUACCUGCUCGGUGUUGGUGGUGCUGGCCAACUCCCACGACUUUCUGGAAACACGCUCCCCUGAAGACUCCAUCAAGACACAAGAAGAACAAGAAUUGUUUGAAGCUUUACAAGAGGUUCUUGAAAAACUACAGAGUAAGCAGAUGCCGGCCUAUGAGAAGAAGUUGGGUUGGGUUCCCAUGUGUGAUGCUGAUGCGGGUCAGCAAUGUGCAGUUCGCAAAGGUGCAAGAAUUGGGAAGUUGUGCGAGUGUCCACGGGGAACAUCUUGCAACUUCUCCAUCCUCAAAUGCUUUUAGGGAAUCGAGGACGACAGCUACCAUCGGGAUGACUCAAUGUUGUAUGAGGACAAAUUGUGUAUUCUCAAAUCUUGCUGUUUUAGAUAUGUAAAUGUGUAAGAAUGGAAUAAACAUACGUUUUUUGAAGACUU